AUGGCGGAUCUCGCCGUGAUGCCGCGCCCGACCACCGCACCACCACCACCGCCGCCAACCGACCUCUUCGGGGAGCCCAUCGAGGCGCACCCGCCGUGGUUCCACCCAUCCGCCUUCCUCCACACGGCGUUCGACCCGGACGCCUACGUCGCGGAGCUCCGCGCCUACGUGCCCCUCGAGAGCCUCGCCGCCGAGCUGCGCGCCCACCUGGCCGCCCUCCGCGCCGAGCUCGUCGGCCUCAUCAACCGCGACUACGCCGACUUCGUCGGCCUCAGCGCGCGCCUCAAGGGCGUCGACGCCGCGGCGGCCCGCAUGCGCGCCCCGCUCGCCGACCUCAGGGACAAGGUCGCCGCCUUCCGCGCCGCCGCCGCCGCGGCCCUCGCCGCGCUCCGCGCCGGGCUCGACCAGCGCGCCGCGGCUUCCAACGCGCGCGAGCUGCUCGAGCUGCUGCUCGACACCUCGCACGUCGUCUCCAAGGUUGAGAAACUUAUCAAGGAAUUGCCAACAGCACCAUCCGAUUCAUCAAAUGCUGAGGUUGGUUCAGCUGAUAAAAGCUACACCGGCAAUGAUACUAAUGUGGAGUCAGGGACUGAUGUCAGAGAAACACAAAGCAUCCUCCUAGAAAGAAUCGCCAGCGAGAUGAACCGGCUCAAAUUCUACAUCAGCCAUGCACAGAACCUUCCUUUUAUUGAGAACAUGGAGAAGAGGGUCCAAGGCGCUACAAAACUACUUGAUGGUAGCUUGGAGCGUUGCUUUGUGGUCGGUCUAGAACACCGGGAUGCAAAAGUAAUAUACAACUGCUUGCGCGCUUAUGCUGCGAUUGACAACACAUCUUCAGCUGAAGAGCUUUUCCGCACAACAGUGGUGUCUCCACUGAUUCAGAAAAUUGUCCCUCAAAACUAUGCAAAAGCUGUUUCUGGGGUAUCUACUGAUGACCUGGAGGAUGACUAUCUGCGGAUAAUGCAAUGUGUAGAAAAGGAUUGCAAAUUUAUUUUGGAAAUAUCUUCAUCAGCAAACUCUGGACUCCAUAUUUUUGAUUUUCUGGCCAAUUCAAUACUCAAAGAAGUCCAUUCUGCAAUCAUGAAGGGAAAACCUGGGGCCUGUUCUCCUGGAAAACCUAAAGAGUUCCUUAAAAACUACAAAGCGAGCUUAAGGUUUCUUGAUUUUCUUGAAGGCUACUGCCCUUCCAAGUCUGCUGUAACAAAGUUCCGCUCUGAGCCUGCUUACACAGAAUUCAUGCGACUGUGGCACGUUAAUGUCUACUUUUCUCUGAGAUUCCAGGAAAUUGCUGGUGGUCUUGAUUCUGCUCUUACAGCCACAAUUAGCCCUGUUGGAAUGAAUGAGAAUCAAAUGAAGCAGAAGACAUUGUUGUUGAAGCAAAGUAUUAAGCUCUUAGAAAGUUUGCACUCCUGCUGGAGUGACGAGGUUCUUGUUUUCUCUCACUCGGAUAAAUUCCUACGUUUGUCGCUGCAGCUUAUUUCAAGGUAUACAACAUGGCUUUCUUCUGGCCUGGCUGCACGUAAAGCUUCUGAUGGGAGCUCAAGUUCUCCUGCAGAUUCUGAGUGGGCACUCUCUGUACCUGUCGAGGAUUUUAUAUUUGUAAUGCAUGAUGUAAAUGGUGUAAUUGGCGAGCUUUCGGAAUCAGGCAACUUUGUGGAACAUGUAAAUCAAUUGCUAGCAUCAUGCCCCAUUGAAGUACUUACCCUUGUGAAACAAAGUAUAUUGCAAGCUGUUGAACCUUUAAAGGAGUUAUUGCCUGGCAUAAUGGAUGUCAUGAUUGGGGUCAUAGUUAAAAGGUCUAAUGAGGAUCUGAAACACCUCAAGGGAAUUACAGCCACAUAUAGAAUGACCAAUAAACUUCCUGUGAGGCAUUCUCCGUAUGUAUCUGGGAUUUUGCAUCCACUCAAGGUGUUUCUUGAAGGAGAGCGUGUGCACUAUUUAUCAGAAGAUGAUAAAACUAAAUUGCGAUGUGGAUCUACAGACAAGAUCACCGCGAUUUAUUAUGACAUGGUAUCUGAAGUAGUCAAUGUGGCAAGGAAAACUGAAUCUUCGUUGCAAAGACUGCGCCAAGGUGCACAAAGACGAGUAGGAGCUAGUACCGAUUCCUCAGAUAACAUCAUAUCCGACACCGACAAGAUCUGCAUGCAGCUAUUUCUUGAUAUCCAGGAAUACGCCCGGAAUCUUCGCUCGCUAGGAAUAGAUGCAAGAGGAAUUGAAUCCUACAAAGCUUUAUGGCAGUGCGUCGCCCCUAAAGACAAACAAGACACCAUCCAGUUUUGAUGUAAAGACAAUUGUCAGUACAUAGAGAUCUAUAGGUUCUUCAAAUUGCGUAGAUAUGUCUGGUGUUGUUUACUAGGUCGGAAGUAUGUACGAUUUAUACAAAGAGCACUGGAUUUUGAUCGCUGUCAUUAUUUGACUUACUAGACUGUCAGUACCAUAUGUUACAAGGAUACAAUCGCUGUCAUUGUUUGACUUGCUGGAUUUUGUGAACGUGUAUCAUCACCUUUUUCACACUGAA
Molecule: messenger RNA, 2518 nt
Organism: Lolium rigidum
Lineage: Eukaryota; Viridiplantae; Streptophyta; Magnoliopsida; Poales; Poaceae
Product: conserved oligomeric Golgi complex subunit 2-like
Exons: 12
Coding region: 1-2280 (759 amino acids)
Biological process (GO): Golgi organization; intra-Golgi vesicle-mediated transport; protein transport
Cellular component (GO): membrane; COG complex
Source: RefSeq, a predicted model, not a curated record